This is a messenger RNA of Harpegnathos saltator (Jerdon's jumping ant), 4281 nucleotides long. Its product is annotated as protein FAM122A. Gene Ontology annotation, molecular function: protein serine/threonine phosphatase inhibitor activity. Lineage: Eukaryota; Metazoa; Arthropoda; Insecta; Hymenoptera; Formicidae. Bases 622 to 1536 code for a protein of 304 amino acids. The transcript has 6 exons. The record is from RefSeq and is a predicted model, not a curated record.
GUGUAACAUUUCCCGACGAAACGAAGCUCUUGCAGAAAUAUCGUGCAGCAUUGUAAACUGAACACGAAACUUGCGGCAAAUUGUGACGCUCGUUUGGCGAUUCGCUGAUGGGAAUGCAGUUUAACUUUGAACGCGCCCCCACGCGGCUGGCUGCACGAGCACGGCGUCCAGAGGACUGACUGGUGAUGUUCGUAUUAUCGAUAGCAGCGAGGACUCGCCCGCUCCGCCAAGCUCUUUCGGAAUCGCUUUGCUCAUCCAGCUCUGCUGCGUAAAACUCGUCGGAUUGAUCGCGUCGAUCUCUCAUGCUCCCUCGCUCGCUGCUCGAGUGCGAAGCUCAGGUUACGAUUCCGCAGGUCUAUCUCCGCUCACUUGCUCAUCGUAGAUUGCGAUAGUCGUCAGCCUGGGGAACAAGGUCCCCGAUGAUCGCUACGGCUGUGACGAUCGAGUAGCGACGUGGUGGUUGUAGCUCGGCGGAUCCUCGCGAGAACUUGAACGACAAAUAGUCGUUGACGAGGAGGUAUUCCCGCGGUAUCCACGCUACGGGAUCUCCCAUGUGCCUAUUUCACGUGGACGUUGUGCAUACACGCCUUAGACACGAGGUCGCGGGACGUUCCGGUAAUCAUGGACGUUGAUUGUCCGAUGCUCAGUCUGAAACGAUCCAGCAGCGCGCCGAUGAUCAACCAGAUGAGCGCAGCCAUGUCCACACCGUCUACUUCCUCAUCCAGGGAUGCAGUAUCCUGUAACAUAUUUUCUAAUCCACCUCGUACACGACGCUUCAGCACCAGUAGCUUUAGUAAUGUUCCUAGAUUGACACCACGCAUAAGUCAAUUGCGACAGGAAGAAUCAGUGGACAUCGCCGGCCGGGAGGCGGCACACGAAAAGGAGCUUCACAGUGCCAUGCAGAUAUCGCAGUCAUGGGAGGAUCUGACUCUGGAGGCUGAGGGAUUGUCAUUCAAGGACUCAGAGUCUCCCACACAGCAACUUAAUAAACCCAUCACGAAGAGGCCAUUAGACCCCCUGAGUCUGAACUUGUCUAUUACUGGCUCACCAUUGUGUUCCUCACCAUCGCCUACAAGAUCUGGACUUGGUCAAAAGUGUUAUUCUCCAAGCAUUCAUAUGAUGGUUAACUGGAAGAGCAGUCCAAGCCCUACGAGAAAAUCUUUUGCCACGAGACGCAGCUUGAGUCCUAUUGCGAUAAGGCCGAGCUGCCUGGGAUCAGUCAAGAGGAAAUUCGAGCUGGACGAGACUGGCAGCCAUUUACAACCACCUGCGAAACGUACUUCCGGUUUACUCACAUCGGCUACGUCCAGGAUAGAUACGCUGACGAGCCCGCUUCCAAGCAUCAGCUCCGUCGGCACCCCCGAGUCGUUAUCGGGCGCGGAUUCGCCUAAUUUUUCCUUCCGGCCUGUCGACAGCCCGUCGCCAAUCAGAGCCGGCUUGAGCACCGACGACUCUCCGCCAUUGGACGCGAGUAAUCAAACCAAAAUGCUGGAUCAAGCUCAAGUCGAUCAGAUUUGCCAAGACAAUCAGAGAUGAACGUGAAGAAGAAUCUCGUCGGACGUGCGAACGCCCAGAUACGACAUGUCAUACCAAUCCUCGGCGAGCCGACGUGGGGAGGUAAUAGUAUCUGCACCACGGUGUUUGCUGUUGGGGAAAGAGGACGGUGCUUGUUCCUGCUACGUUGGCAUGAGCGUCAUGAUUGUGAUGCGACCACGUGGAUUUCGUUCAGGACGUUUGGUAGUGCGACGUAGUAACGGUCGGAAGAGAAGAAGACGGUCACUUGUGAUACUUUUUUUCGAUGAAACGUCAAUCUAAACUCGAUCGCCAGCGAAAGCGACAGCGUCGGCCUUUGUCUCCGUCUCUUCUUUCUUUGCGACCAUCUCCGCGAUGCACGAUUCACGCCAAGCUACACAUAUCGGCGGAAAGACGCUUUAUGUGCGCUCCUCACAGUCGUAUAAUCGCUCCGUUGAAUUUAAUGAAAUAUCUCAAUGAAAUGUUCGCGUUCUCUCCGGCUUUAGAAUGAAUUGUCCUCGAUUACCUCUUCAUUUUUUUUCUUCGUUUCUUUUCCAUUUGUAGAGAGAUGUUUCGUAUGUAUGGGCUAAUGUAUAUGUGAUUGUGUCCCCCCCCCCCACUUCUCGUUCAUGUCAACCGUUCCAUGUCUUUGAUCCUCCCCCGUUCGACGAGUUCUCACGUUGCCCUUGUUAUCUAUUUUUAACAUUUAGCAAAUAAUGUUUCAUCUCGAACAUUGAGAGUGUUGUUCUCGAUGCGACGUCUUCUAAUGAGCGUAUUUUGUAGUCAGAGCUGUAUCUGUAUAGACGAUCGAAGUAGUGCGUUGAUCGCGCGCGCGUCUCCCUUCUGUUGUCGCGCUUAAUCCGUUAGCCUGUUCAUGCGCGGAAACGACGAAUUUUCAUUACAAUGCAUCAAGGAAGAAGCAUUGUAUACGUUUGUCCUCGGUGUCUGCUGAACGAGAAUUAAUCGCGACUGCGCCGUAAUAUUGUACAUACAUAAUUUAACUAAGUCCCGCCCUUCUUUCUCCCUCGAGCGAUUCGAUAUCUUUAAUCCCUUUUUCAUUAUUAUAUUAUUGCUACCGAUACAUCGGCUCGAGUCUCGGCUAACCGUUCUGCCUAUCGAGAGACAUCUCUGGUGUACGCAUGAUUCGAUAGUCGGAUUCUCCCUCGAGCCCUGUUGAUAUCACUGCAUAUAACAAGUCGCAUUCCAACAGAGAUCCGUGUCUCGUGCGAAAUAUCAGAGAUGUUUCGCUUGUUUGAUGGAUAUACGAUAGACAUACGAUGGUGCAUUUUGCCGGCAAUUGUUAAUCAGGUUCGAGUUCUAGCUUGUAUCGUGUGCGUUAGCGACGUAGGUACUCACACAACAUACAUACACGUAUAUCCGACGCCGUUAUAAUAUGAAAAUUAAGAAUCUGAAUUGUAAGAAUUGUCUUACAUAUUAAAACACACACACACACACACACGUACUCGACAACAAUUAUAAUAUAUAAACAUGUUUAUUCUAGAUUUUUUCUGGAUAUAAAUAUCAUGUAUGAAUAACUUUCUCCCUCCUCAGUCGGCCUCUCCGACGCUUUCUUUACGAACGAUAAUGUUACAUAGAUCCCGUAAGAUGUGCUCUUUACUUAAAAACCAAAGGAUAAGUAUUAAGUUAACAUUAAUUUUCCAUUGCGGUUAAUACUAACAUCAUAUUCUCUUUUCUAUUCCUUCUAGUUUAUGACGUAAAAAAAGAAACCACAUACAUACAUACACACACACACACACACACACACAUACCAUACACACUGCGUGUGCGUCACACGCGCGACCAUCGUCCAAUUUGUUGUGUUCUUACGUUUUUCCAACAAAUAUAUGCAUAAAUUAUAUAUGUAUAUAUAUAUAUCUAAAAACUACAGCGAAACAUUACGAAAUGUGUAUGAUUUUUCCAGUCGAACACAUUCCGUGAAGAUUCUGCACGAUUAUAUGAUCGGGCAUUACUUUUGGAAUAUAUAUUUAUAUAGGCAUAUAUAAAUAAAAAUACAUAUAGAAAUAGAACGUUUAUAUAUACGUCUAUAUGAAGUUACAGUUCCAGGAGUAACUUGACUGACGACGCUACGAAUUUUGAUUGUGCCAGAAAAUAUAUAUUGUUGCGCAGGCGAGAUUAACAUUAGAUCUCCCGUAGGCGUUGUAGGAUGUAUAUUUCAGAGACUUCCGCUCGCCCGUUAAAUAAAAUUAUCGCAGAUCAUGUUAUCUUUCAUUUUAUGUAAGCAUUGUAGUUGCAGAAUUUUUCGUUUUUUGAUAAUAUCCGCACUUGGAUUACGCUUGAAUGUAAAUUGUUCCGGUCGACUGUCGAAGAUCUUAACGUCAUUUCUAAGAUUCACGAGAGUUUUUCCUCACUUAGUAUAUACGGAUAUCGUUACACACAAUUCAAAGAAUGCAUAUUUUUCAUAGGAAACCAAUGAUCUGUGGAUAUAUGUGAAUGCGAAACAUUAUCUGUAGGUUGAUCCCCCUUUUUUCAUAGAUUUUUGGUCUGAUUCGAUAUAUGUAGUCGUAGAGUACGCGAUUUUAACAGGAAAGUAGAUUCUUCGAGAUGUACAUUAUGCUUCCUACAGUUAAGACUGAAACUAAUAUUGCGUAAGGCGUAUAUAUCAAACCUAGAACAAUCUCUUUCUCACACAUACACGUACAAGCGUACAUUGAAUCUAUACGCGCGUCUAUGCAUCUUAAAUAUUUUUUUCUGUAAGGAUAUUUACGCGAGAGAGAGGAAUAAAGUGUGCCAACGCAAUUUUAAAGUAAA